Messenger RNA from Anguilla rostrata (American eel), 2060 nucleotides. RefSeq names its product uracil nucleotide/cysteinyl leukotriene receptor-like. Gene Ontology annotation, molecular function: G protein-coupled receptor activity. NCBI's taxonomy places the organism in Eukaryota, Metazoa, Chordata, Actinopteri, Anguilliformes, Anguillidae. The transcript is spliced from 3 exons. The record is from RefSeq and is a predicted model, not a curated record. Bases 407 to 1309 code for a protein of 300 amino acids. Gene Ontology annotation, biological process: phospholipase C-activating G protein-coupled receptor signaling pathway; positive regulation of Rho protein signal transduction. Gene Ontology annotation, cellular component: plasma membrane.
UGGUAUGAGCUCAAUAGAAUAGCACUGUGGUUGCAAAAAACAUUUCCAAUUUAAGCUCAAAACGUAAUACGCAGCAGGUGCAAAUAGACUUACAAAACCACACUUUUAACAUAAAACCCACGGCGUGUCUAAAUAUAACAUCUUAACUCACCCUGACCGAGGGAAGGCGCACUUUUGUGGAAGGAAUCUUCUCACCUCAUCAUCCCACUCAUCUUUGAAUUUCAGCCUCAGAAAUAAAGUCUCUGCUUCACUUCACACAGUCCAAACAGGGGUUCAUGCAGGACUUAACUGGAGACAGCAGGGAUCACAGCAGCACUGAGAUAAUUAAGGACAAAUUGCACCACCAGCACUGAAACCCCCCAAACUGCAUCCUGCUGGUGCCCCAUCUCCUGCCUGUCAAACACCCAUGGAGAACUUCAACACCUCAAUCCUCUACAUCCAUAAGCCAUCGAACAGCAGCAGUGGGAGGGGUGACCUUACCUUGUACGAGCAGUGUAAGGACAUGCCCGCCGCCGUGAUCUUUUAUCUCACUUUGCAGUUCAUCAACCUGUUCCUGGGAAUGCCCGCUAACCUAAUGGUGCUGUGGCUCCUGCACAAGAACAAGGGGGACUCCUCCAGCUCUGACAUCUUCAUCCUCCACCUGGCCAUACUUGAUACCCUCUUCUGCCUCCUACCACCCCUGGAGCUGGCCAACAAACUCUUCCUCACCAUCAGCAGCACCUGGUACAUACUGCUGUUCUUCUACGGGGUGAAAGACUCUUCGCCGCUCUUCCUCUCCUGCAUCUGCUUGGACCGCUACAUGGCCGUCCUGCACCCAAUCACCUUCACCGAGCUGAAGGACCGAAACCACCGCUCGGUCUGCGCUGCUGUGGUGUGGCUGAUCACCCUGGUCUAUGCCGCGGCCAAAUGCGUGGGCAACAUCCCCAACUUUGAGAAGGCCUUCACCGUCAUGAUCCUGGCAGCUUUUACCAUCAUGCUCUUCUGUAAUGUGGCCAUCCUGAACGCGCUCCGCAAGUCAGGCCCUGGCCGUGAUGAGAUGCACCCCGUCAAGAAGAGGGCCUUCAAAAUGGUGCUCAUCAUCCAGGCCAUUGUAGUCUUCAACUACUUCCCACCUGUAGCGCUCUUCCCCUUUCAGGACUACUUUUCCCAAGAUGUGUUCCAAUGCUGCGUCAGAUUUGCAGCUUAUGGCUUCAUGGACAUCAGCAGCAGCAUUCAGCCCGUUCUCUACCUCUCCCGGGAGAAGAUUCCCAGCAUCCUUUAUUGCUGCUGUAAGGAUCGAGACCCAGGAAACUCCACUGAUACAUGCUGAACUUUUUGUCCAAUCUAUAUUUGUGCGCAUAUUUGCAGUUAUAUUUAGUUUUGUAGGAUUUUUUUCAUUUUCAAAUCAUGGAAUUGAGGCAGUUAUUUGUAAUGAAGCGCUAUCUAAUUUUUGAAAAUGACUGUGCAUCAUGUAUUCAGUCUAAAUAAAGUGACCUUAACUGGACCUGAAAAAGGCAACAUAAAUAUACUGAAACAUAUACAUCUGUCAAAUACACCAGCAUUAACUUGAUUGACAUUGUUUUUUUUUAUUUCUUUGAUGAAACAUGUAUCUAAAUAUAUGUGACAAUUGAGUUAUAUGUAAAUGUACAUAUAUAUAAUAGUUUGUCUACUGUAGCCAUCAUUUAUGCACUGACAUUUAUAGACAUAAUUACUGAUACUAUUGUUUUAGAUUUUUCUGCCCAAUUAUAUUUAAAAUAUCAUUAAAAGAACAACUACUUUGUAACUUCAGCUUCAUAUAUCUCCUGUUUUGAGUAACUUAAAGGGUAUAAAAGUAUAUUUAGAAAAGCAUAUUUAGAAUCAUGAAACAUAAUCAAGAUCAAUAAGGUAGUUUUACUGUUAAUAAUCACAAGGCUUUGCGCAACUCUACACUGCAUGGAUGAAUAUGUAAUAGACUGUUGUAUUUAGAUUACGGCAUUUUUAAUCAGUGAAUGGGAAUGAGGUACAGCAUGCUGACACACCCUUAGGAACAAUAUUAUGGGUAAAUAUGGGCCAAUUCAACAUACUUUUGUACCACAUUGUCA